Molecule: messenger RNA, 1651 nt
Organism: Aureobasidium pullulans EXF-150
Lineage: Eukaryota; Fungi; Ascomycota; Dothideomycetes; Dothideales; Saccotheciaceae
Exons: 1
Coding region: 6-1223 (405 amino acids)
Biological process (GO): mitochondrion organization; phospholipid transport
Cellular component (GO): ERMES complex
Molecular function (GO): lipid binding
Source: RefSeq, a predicted model, not a curated record
CAAACAUGUCGAUAGAAAUCAACUGGGAUACCCUCACGACUGGCCCUGAUGGCGAAGCGCUGGCAGAAAGCAUCAGAGCCUUCAUCCAUGACCGGUUCCAAAAGAUCGCGCUUCCGCGUAUGAUACGUUCCGUCAAAUGUCACGCCUUUGAAUUCGGCAAUGUCGCCCCGACUAUCGAGCUCAAGGACGUCUGCGAUCCACUACCGGACUUUUACGAAAACGACGCAGAUGACAGUCAAGAAGAUGACGAGACGCCUGGCCGGCUCGACGAAGGCCAGCACAACGUUGCAACCCCCAGAGUCGAUGAAACACGUCCUCACUACCAGCACAAUGCCUCGUUGAGCCGUGAUGAAUUUCACAAUCCACGAUUGACAAAUUCUCGAGAGCACAUGGGAAAUCCAAUUCUAUCAAGAACAGCUACUCCAGGAAUCCUAGGAGGCACCUCCAACCUGGGCUACUUCCACUUGCCGCUAUCGGCGGGACUCUCAGGUACCACGACCCCGUUGGCUGCUGUAGCAGGCGCACAAUUUCACAAUGCGCGACAUGGCCCUUCUCAAUUGGCUCAAUCACCAGAGAGCAACUACUCCGACAGCGAGACACGGAACCGCUCGGCCUCAUUCGGUUCUCUGACCCCUUCCUCUUCAAAGUCCUCCUCGCGUCCAACCUCACGACAUUUGGAUUGGCCCGAGGAAGCCACGGAACAUGACGAUCAUCACUCUGAAACCUCACAUCAUGGACUUGGGGAGGAGCAGGAACGUAGUCCAGAGGAUGUUCAGAUGGUCUUUCACGUAGCGUACUGUGGCGAUGUCAAAUUGAGGCUGACCGCCGAGAUUUCACUGGACUAUCCAAUGCCGAGUUUUGUGGGCAUUCCGUUACAACUCAACAUUACCGGUCUCACAUUUGACGGUGUCGGAAUAUUGGCAUACAUCAAGAAAAAGGCACAUUUUUGUUUCCUUUGUCAGGAAGACGCCGAAUCUCUGGUCGGUGGGUCUUUGACAGGUGAACACGAGGAGCACAACAGUCAAGGAAGUGCACCACAGGGUUCACGCAAGCUAGGAGCGCUCCUGGAAGAAAUCAAGGUCGAAAGUGAGAUUGGUCAACGCGAGGGAGGAAAGCAAGUUCUCAAGAAUGUGGGGAAGGUGGAGAAAUUCGUCCUCGAACAGGUGCGUCGCAUCUUUGAUGACGAAUUUGUGUAUCCCAGCUUCUGGACGUUCUUGGUUUGAGAGACAGCUGUCACUGUCUGGGCCUGUCUCAACAGCAGCAAGAGAAGGGGUUGGUUUUCAGGACCCCAUAUCUCGUGACAUCUUACAGUGGAAUGAUUUCAUGGUCUUUGCUCUCCAUUUCUUACGCGAGCGACGAAAACGAGAACAAGUCAUAUUUUCGAACCCCUGAAUUCACUCCCCUCUUGACACCGCUUGUUGCGGAUAACUGUGAAAGCGCAUUCUGCAGGUCCCAAGGCUUCUCGCAGGCUGCAGCUGUCAAAUGCAAGCCUGCUGGUGUUACAAAAUGCGCCCAUCGGUCGAUAUGGACGGCUUCUUGGUUGCACCGCAGCUGGUGAUCACGGCACGCUCACCCGUUCAGGGCCAGCAAAUUCGACAUUGCACACGGCGAAUAUCUUUGCACACAUUGUUUUUCGCUGGGCAUUGUGUCC